Molecule: messenger RNA, 339 nt
Organism: Tremella mesenterica DSM 1558
Lineage: Eukaryota; Fungi; Basidiomycota; Tremellomycetes; Tremellales; Tremellaceae
Exons: 3
Coding region: 1-339 (112 amino acids)
Source: RefSeq, a predicted model, not a curated record
AUGACCGGGGAUCGGGGAGUUGGGAGUAGAGAUGAGAAGAGAGGAAGGUUUGGACCUGAUCUUCAGGGCUAUGUACCGGAAACGGCGUCUUUGGGGAAAUUAAAGUUGGUAUUUGGGAAACGUACUCUACCUCUUACUUGGGAAGAAAUUAAGAUACGAGCGAUCAGCGGCAAUGGGGAAAAACCGAAAACCGACAAAGACGACGACGAUCUCCGCGUUUUCGGGAGAAAGAAGAAAAAUCCAAAGAAUUUGAGGGACCUGAAGAUCUUACAAUUCGUCCGAAAUGUCAAACUACUUCGGAUAUUGAAACUCCAUAUCCUCCUCACACCGAAUGCCUGA